AUGGAAAAUGAAUUUAAGAAAGUGCCGCUUACAUCAAACCAGGACUUCAGUUGGGUUUUCUUGAUAGACUGGAUUUUGAUCCUGUCGGUCUCGAUCUUGGCAGCGUUCUACUUUGGAAGGACUUUCGGAUUCACCAUAACAACUCUGCUAGAAUGGCUGGUGUGGAAACGGUUUUCGGUUAAGGUACAAGUGCAAUCACUCAAAAUAUCAUUUCUGGGCGGCCGAAUAUUUUUCAAAAACCUCACAAUCGUUACCCAGAACCAAACAGUGUCGUUUCUCCAAGGCAGCUUGACGUGGCGAUACUGGCUAUUAAACUCCAAACAAACUGCAUACGCACGAGAACAAUGCAGGGCUACCGGCAAAGACCCUCACAAGUGUCGUUUUAAGCUCGAAUGCCAAGGGUUCGAGCACUUCAUAUACAACAAGACCCAGGCCUUUGACCAUCUUUGGAAUUCUUUGUCCAAGAGUGAACAGGCUCGAUUUAAGCAUUUUGAGGAAUUUAGUGAAGACGAUCAAAAAUCUUCUCACAACGAAACGUCGUCGUUCAAUUCUUCAUCGCCGUCAACGGGAGGCCAUUCAGAUCAUUAUUUCGAGUCCUCUCAUUCAACGUCUUCCCCCCUGCCGUCAUUUUUACGAAUUUUGCCGCUUGAAAUCGCGGUGCACAAAGGUGCCCUCAUUGUGGGUAACCGAAAUACCUCAUCCAUAAUGAUUUCGAGUUACGAUACACUCGACGGCAUUUUUGAUGUUGCAAUGCCCAGUUCUAAGCUCGAUCUGUACAAAACGCAAAUCCAAUGCGAAUUGAAGAUGUUUAGAAUCACUCUGGAACCUAAUUUAGCAUUCAAAGCGGGCGCUCCUUUGAAAAAUUUGGUCAAAUAUGACAAACUUACAAAGGUAUGGCAUAAAUCUCUGGAGAUUCUGCUCAAGGCAAAAAGUGGCCACUUUCAUGAUCUGUAUCGUACAGAUUCAAGCUCCUCUCCAAAUCUGCAAAAUCCUCUCGAGGAAUGGAAAGGUCUAGGGCUUUACCGCAAAGAAGAUGAUGCUGCUUGGGACGACACUUUUAAAUUUAACGUUUCAAAACACCGAUACGCGAAGUACUCGAAAAUAAUGAAAUGUGAGAAGUUUACUCUGAACUACUCAUUCGAUUCCCCUGGCAUUGUCACACAUGGUUCUUCAGGCGCAUCGACACAAACAGGUAAAUCAACGCUCAUAGAUACCGAGCCACCACCAGAUUUUUCGAUUGACGUACAGCUUUUUGGUGCCACUAUACACUAUGGGCCGUGGUCCCAUCAUGAAAUCUUUCCUUUACAAAAAAUCUUUUCACCAACUGUGUCUAAAGAUAGCCAGCCAUCAAAUAUCCCAAAAGAGGGUAUGCUUCGGUCUUUUACUAGGGCAAGAUUAUCCAUCACAAUAAUGAGUUCUUCUAUUUUGCGAAUUCCGACCAGAGAGCCGAGUAAAGACUUAGAAUUCCUGAAACAUUAUAGGGAAUCUCAAGAUGAUACCAGGCCCUUCGGAUGGCUAGAGAUUCUUUUAGCUCAGGGCUCCGAGAUUCGGUUCGACUUCGCCAUGACUCCCACUUCCUCAGGUUUUGAUAACAUUUUAGAUUUACACCUUGUUAAUCCUGAACUUCGAACCAGCGUUAAUCACGAUAUUUUGUUUAACGCUAACACGCAUGAUAUACAUGCACAAAUCGGUUAUCCUUUGGGCUGGAAUCAAAGGGCUACCUGGGUUUUCGAUUUAACGUCAAGUCAAGCUCAAUUCUUCAUCUUAAAAGAUCAUGUUACCUUGAUGGGGGACUUGAUCGGAGAUUUUGGAUCUGGUGAGCCAACUACUUACGAUUUGUUUCGACCCUUUAUCUACAAAUUUAAUUGGGUACUUACAGGCUAUUCAAUAUAUUUGAAUGUGAACGACGCAAACAUUGUCAACAACCCAGUAGACUUCAACGAAAAUUGCUAUUUAUCAUUUCAUGGUGAUGAACUCCGCACUAAAUUUACAGUCCCACAGCUAACAGUUGCGGGGAAUAGCACAGCAAUCGAUUACGAGCUUUUCACGCCCAUGUUUAGACUCCGGAUAAACACCCCAUCGUGGAAUACUCUUCAUGAGUUUAUGAAAGAUCAAGAGGUAGGCAGAUCUCACGACUUCAAGAUGUCCGGAUCAUAUCUAUUUUACUCCAAGUUGGAUGUUGAUAACAUCGAUACAAUAAUAAUAAAUUGUCAGAGCAGAAUGACAACACUGAAAUGCUACGGAUUUGUUCUCAGAUACUUAAUAGGCGUUAAGAUGAACUAUUUCGGAGAUUUUGUCCACUUUAAGACAACUGAGGAAUACAUGGAAGAGUUGCGGGGUAUUAAUGUGGGAAAAAAGACGGUUUCCGCAGCUGUAGAAGAUUUUCUGCAUAUUCUUAAUCCUCCUUUAUCCUCAGAAGAAUGUGAAGGCUCUAAUCCUUUCAAGCAUGAUGGUUCUUUAAUAAGAAAAUCAUCCUUGAAAAGGAUGGUGAACGAAAAAGAUGUUUGGUUCACAUUUGUUGUUGAAGAUGGAUGUAUUGUUCUUCCAGAAAACUUGUAUGAUUGCGAGACGUGCUUUACGUUCGACUUCGAUUCUUUGGAAGUCGACGCUCGUCACUUAAAUUACUACAUGGACUUACAGUCAUCAAUGUCGCCAAUUAAUAUCAAGAGACUUCAAAAUUGUGAUCCGGAAGUAGUGUUUAAUCAUGACCGUGGACUCAAAUCUAAAGACGAACCAUGGGGUUUUAUUUCAGAUCUGCAUAUACACGCGCAUCGUCUGUUUGGAUUGCCUCCAGAUGAGGAAACUUACUUUUGUAAAUGGGACUUCGCACUGAGCUCACUUGAUCUCUGUUCGGACCUAUCGUUUACGCAACGACUUCUUGGCUCCUGCAAAAAGCUUGGUUUCGGAUUUAAGGAUUAUGAGAACAUAAUGAAUUACACGUCCACUGAUGUGCUAGACAUGACGUCUGUGACCUUUGCUGCGGAUGAAGUUACGUCGCGCAUAGUGGACAAAAAUACAGGCUUCAUCAUUGUAACUAAAGCUGAAAAAAUUAAGGCAACUUUUGCGGACUUAGAAAAUUCUCUAUAUUCAAGCCGGGCUGAUAUUGAUAUUCCUAUUCUAUCAAUAACAAUUUUAGAAGAAGCAUCGAAACAGCAAGUUGUUGGAGUUUUGAAAACCUCAAUAAAAAUUACUCAACUUUCCCAACUUGAGGAUUUUCUUUCCCACACCCAGCAGCAGAAAGCUCAUAUAGCAGCGAAUGACGCUCCUUUUCACCGUUGCCCUUUUCUGUUACCGCGAGCAAUUCAACAAUCUAGCCCCUACAAUGAUUUAUUAGGGUGUAUACCGCCAGGGGUCUCAAUUCCCUCAGUUGUGAAGCCGCUUAAUGACGAGAAUUACCAUCAAGUCAUAGAUGAGUUUCUAAAAGGCGAAACAAGUUUCAAGAGUGACUCUCGAAGGCGAACAUCACAAUCGAUAGCUAACUUACCAGUUAAAGGAUCCCGUAAACCAAGUUCUAUCCCAUUACUCAGCGACACAAAAAAUGGUUCUAACGCAAAAGUUUUAGAUCCUUCAUUUGAUUGCGAAGGUCUGAUCAUGAAUAUCAAAGAGGUUAGCUUGCAACUCGAUCCACGCUGCCAUCCAUUGCUCGGAAGUCUAUUGGGCCAAGUCUAUUCAAAUUCAGUAGAUCAAUUAAUCGACAAUAGCGAAAUUGAUGUGGUAUUGGAAUUCAUCCAGAAUACAUUAGGUGGGAAGCAUUAUAAGACUUUCAAAAUAGUUAGUCCGAACAUUGAAUUAUCAAUCGGAGAUCUUUUCGAUGCACAAAACUACUCGCAAAGAGUAGAAAGCUCGAUCAGGGGUCUCAAUAUUGACAUCAGUCUGAAACAAAAACGUGGAGAAGGUGUUUCACAAGAAGACAAUGAUCCCGAAUCUGUUCAAGAAGUCACGGGCUUACUAAGAAUAUCAUCGCUAAAACUUGACGUCAUGGAGAAUCGUAUGAGUGUGAGGAAAAGACAGAGUGAUUUUCUCUUCUCUUUCCUGACUAAAGAAGUAGAAGCCUGGAUUUCUUCAACCGACACUACGACUGCAUCGGUUAACGCUGAAACAAUUGACUCGACAAUAAAUCCUGAUACAUUUGAUCAGUUCUGCAAGUUUUUGCAGAUUUUAAUAGUGGAGUUCGGCAGGUUAAACAGCCUAGAAUCUCACUUCAGCGCACUAAACAUCAAUGCCCGUAGAGAGUUAUUCUAUCAAAUCGCAGCUGCUAGUGAUGAAUAUCAAAUUACUCACGAUCCUCCCGUUAUUACAAAGCCAGCUUACAUCACCCGUCUCCCAAAUCAGCAUGUAAGAGAGAAUCGGAGCUGGAAAAUCAUCACUCGAUUGCGGCAUAUUAUGAACUACCUCCCGAAGUCCUUAGUGUCAGACCUAUAUGAAUCAAUAAAAAAGUCUAACUUUAAAGCGCCUGACACUGCUGGGGAGACAUUUCUUAAAAUUUUCUCCAAAUGGAGAAGUUGGGAGUUUUCAGAUGUAGAGAAAUGCUUCUUUUAUAGACAGGCAUUCGCUCACAAGGUUCAGGAUGAAGAGGGUUGCGGAAUGGUUAAUCUGCGAGCCGACGUGGGAUUAUUUUCUUUCACGAUUUCAAGAAGCAUCGAUGAGGAUGGUGAUAAUGCUAUUUUCAAAAACAUCAAACUCUGCCAAUUUUAUGGAGGCGCCAGUCUUCCAGAUGAUGAAGGCAGGAGAACUGAAGGUCUUGGAAAUAUCAACGAAAAGCAACUUAGCUGUUCAAUAAAGGUUGCAAAAGUUUCAAUCGGUGACAUCACUCUCAAGCUUUUAGACGCUAAAAACCUGUUUCCAUUAAUAGUCAAUGAUUCUGAAGGACUCGCCGCAACUGAGGAAUUGAGGCUCAUGUUUCAACAGAUCAAUGUUUUGAUUGAUCGCUGCGAAGUCCAGCUAGUAUCAGGGACUAAAAAAGCAAGCUUGAAAUCAUUUGGUAACAUUGCUACACUUGCUUUGACGAAUCACGCUUCAACAAAAUAUUCUGCUACGCUUUUAUGGUCAUGGGGUGAGCUCGGUGUACGGCACAGAAACUCGAUAUUGUUUGAAAUGUUUUCUAGAGGCGGCUCAAUUGGCACAUUGCAUUCUCCUGACCACGAAUCACACUCUACUGUUAUCGGUGUUCGAUCACAAAAGUUACGGGUGAAGCUGCCAUCGGCCUCUGCAAGUUAUUGCACUUUCGUGAAGUCGGUAAUGGUGCUGCAGGAGUCUUUGAAUUCCAAAUUUCAAAGACUGAGACAGAGCCUCGCAGCUGAAAGAAAAGGCGGUACUUCGAAACAUCUGACAUCGCAGUAUUUUGCUCGAUUUGAUAUUGCAGAUGUUUCAUGCGACAUUUCAGCAAUAUCACCAUUUUUAGUAUCCACACGAGUUCGAAACUUUACUUUGAAUCUUGAACAGGGAUCAGAGACAAAGAUAUACCUGGGCUAUGAAGGGCUAGAUUUAACAGUCGGACAAUCGCAAGCGGCUCAGCAAUACGUGAAGUUUUCUCAAUACAUGAAGUUUUCUCAAUCGAGGUUAGGAAUUACGUAUUCAAAGUCCAAUCACCUGCUCAACACUGUACACUCUCUGAUAAUAGACUCUGACUUAUCAAAGUUCAAAAUUUCAGACCCUAAGAGCAUUGCUUCCGAACUCCAAAAGGAUUUGAAUGUUGCUAAGCUCAGUUUUGACUCGUUACAAGAAAGCUUUAAGACUUUCCAAUCAAAAUCCGAUAAAGUGAGGAACCAAAAAACUGCGGCCACUGCACCUUUCUUCACUGGAAAAUGGAAUUUUUGUUUGAAAGCAAAAUACUUCGGUCUCCUCAUACCUUUCGAAUCUACAAAAUACAUCCUAGAGUUCAACGAAAUGAUGUUGGCCGGAUCAAGUAAAAGAAUAAACCUUGAAAAAAAUGCCUACUUCGGUGAAAAUUUAGAAUGCGAGCUUUCGGUAUCUAGCGUUGGAUUUUUGGUGAACGAUGCUAUGCUAUCGGAAGAGCUGUCGAAGCUAUUAGACUUCGGAAUCAAUGUAAAAAUUGCCCAGGAAUGUAAAGACGUUGUCAAAUCCUUAGAAUUCAAAAGUUCUCAUCUGAGAGUGGCGCUUUGUCCUGUCUCCCUAAUCAAGUUGCUGAUAUUGGCAAACGAAAUUGCAUCUUUGACCUCAAUACACUACCACGCGGAGGAGCCGAAGGAGCUACAAACCGAGGAUUCUGGGAUCCUCAUGGAAGUCUUCAAAGCACUCAGAGCGAUUCAAUCAAUACACAUUCUAUCCUAUAAUUUUUGCCUCGGCUGGUUAUUUGACGUAGAGGGUACAACUAAUCCAGGCCUUAUUUGGGGCUAUCAACGACUAUUUGCGGCACACGAAUGGCCCUAUGGAAAAUUAACUCUUUUUGAUGCAUAUUUCUCCAUUGCUAGAGGAUUUUCAGCUGCCGAUUUUUACAGUACAGAUAGUGAACUAAACAAGCUCAACCGAAGCUUUCUACCCAGUACCCAAAUCGGUUACUGGUUUGAAGGAGCAGAUUCGUCCGAUAAUCUAUCUAUAAGGAUCAACGGCGAAAGACUUGACGUAAGUUUUCUAUCAAAAUCGAUCGAUGUGGCAGAUGGGUUGGUAAAGUCCAUUCACGCCUUUGGCGAAAUGAAGAGCAAACAGUUGGAUCCUUUUAGGUCAUCAAGUGUGGAAAAAGUUCCAGGUUCUUCAAAAACCUCUAGAAAUCCUGUGUUUUCAGGGAUUCGCACCGUCAAUUGCAAGGCACGGUAUGCAGGAGGUGUUAUCAAGCUUUAUUCUUCAAAGAACAUAAAUUUAGGAGAAAAUCCUUCUUUUCAACUAGAAAGCCCUUCGGUUGAAGUUAUUGUUGAUUACAAGCAUCUUCUAAAUGGCGAUCGUCGUCAUGUGGUAAGGGCACUUAUCAACGUAGAUGAAUCUCACAAUACUAUAUUUCCCACUUGUGUUCCAAUAUUGGGAGAAUUGGCAAGAGAUAUCCGCCAAUUGAUGAAAAGCUUCAAUUCAGAUUCCACACCUGUUACAUCCAUGUCAAGCGUACAGGAAAACAUUAACUACAAAAGCCUAUUAAAAGACUUCGAUAUCUCCUUUCAAACCCACUUCGACCCGCAAUUGGUUAGUUUGAGUUGUGAACCAAAAGCAAAAGUCCAGGCUGAUGUUGGAUUUGACAAGUUGGUAAUAAAGAUGUUUACUAAUAACAUUGAUGCUCUUGAGCCACUGAGUCUUUCGAUAGAGAUGCAAAAUGUCACCGCUACAUCGAGGCACAUCUUUUCCAGAGAGGUUAGUACGUCUCUCAAGAUUGAUCAUCCAAAAUUUGUGUUUGUUUUGACGCACCCGGAGACAAUUCACACAUAUGGCAUUGUUCAUAUCCCUAAUAUUGACGUUUAUUUCAACAUCAAGCAACUCCAGGACCUGAACGUGUUUUUGAAUAUCUGGAAAGUUGACAGUAAAGUUUUAUUUCAACCAGAGUCUGAAAACAAUGUCGUGGACACCCCUAUUAAAGACAGGUCUUUAGCAGCCAAGCACAAAAAAGUCUCUUCAAACAGUUCGUUUCCUUGGAAUUUCGUCAUGAUCAUCACAAAAAUCAAUGGCGAUAUUGACCUUGGAGUUUCUCUCGGAGUGCUAAGCUUAUCGACUGACCGAAUAUGGGCAGUCACUGAUCACUACUCGAAUUGGACUCAAAAACUUUGUCUACAGUUGGAGAAGUUGUCCCUCUCAUCUGAUGGAAGAUUAGGCGGAACAUUGUUGUUAAGGAACUUUAGCUGGAUGUCACAAAUUAGUUGGCCUGUUCAUAAAGGCGAGCUGCAAAAUCCAUUGAUCAUUCUUGAUGUUGCUCUUGCCGAGUUUGCUUUAAAACUCUCUUUUGAUUACCACUUGAUAUUAAUUGCAAGCAUUGAACUGUUUAAAAUAAAGCUUUUCAAUAAAAGAGAUCCGGCGGGUCUUCUCAAGAAUCUUCUAUCUGUUUUGCUAUUCUGUGACAAGACGCAUAUAUCUAUAACGGCCUUAGCCCCAGCGAACGUGCUGGACGUUUACAAUACAAUAAAGAGAAUGCGGAAAGAUAACAAAAAAUCGUAUCUCGAAACUUUGGGAGACUCAAACACAAAAGAUACGAAAUAUACCAGCACAGGGCGUGAAAUUUUGAAUUCUCUCAGCUUUUUGCGCACGGAGUUAGAAGUAAAGCUGAAUUUCAUCCAUACGCAAGUUUUUCCCAGCACAUUGUUUGAUAAGGAGGUGUUAACAUUCAAAGCGACCAACCUCUUAACUCGUUCUCAAAUAGAAGGUGAUGAGAAACUUAAGACCCAUCUAAAUUGGCAGAUUCACGACGUCAAAAUUGCGCUUUCCACUUUUAAGACUCAACUGCAAGAGAAGGUUGCUUCACAGAUUGGAGUUAGAGAAUACACUGAACACGCGUCAAAGGCCCACGGAGGUACUAUACUUGUGAUUCCUGCUAUUUUAAUCGGAAUGACUACAUGGCACGACGUAACGACUAAUACAGUGGAAUUCAUAUUUAGUAAUAGUUUUGGAGGCAACAUUAGCGUCCGCUGGAAUUUGGGGUCGAUCAACUUUCUUAGAGAAAUGUGGGCUACGCAUGUUAGAGCACUUGCUUUGAGAAGGUCAAGCGAUCAACAGCCAAAGAGCUUGUUCGAGGACGAGCAUCUGGAGGAUAAACUCAAGGAUGUGGAUCUUGGUGACAAAUAUACCUACGUUCCACUGGAAGAGCCACUUAUUAACAUACCACAAACAAAAGACCUCGGCGAGGCAACUCCCCCUGUUGAGUGGUUCGGAGUCAAUAGAAGACGCUUUCCAGGCAUGACUCACCAAGCAAUAAUAGUUCCUCUUCAAAAACUUGCACAUUUGGCUGAGACUGAAUGGGCUCUGAUUUUUGGCAGUGCUUGA
This is a messenger RNA of Lachancea nothofagi CBS 11611, 8913 nucleotides long. The record is from the annotation of a GenBank genome assembly. Lineage: Eukaryota; Fungi; Ascomycota; Saccharomycetes; Saccharomycetales; Saccharomycetaceae.